Messenger RNA from Engraulis encrasicolus (European anchovy), 1284 nucleotides. It is a transcript of the gene nol12, whose product is annotated as nucleolar protein 12. The record is from RefSeq and is a predicted model, not a curated record. The transcript is spliced from 6 exons. Lineage: Eukaryota; Metazoa; Chordata; Actinopteri; Clupeiformes; Engraulidae. Bases 115 to 825 code for a protein of 236 amino acids. Gene Ontology annotation, molecular function: rRNA binding. Gene Ontology annotation, cellular component: nucleolus.
UCGGCACGACGGAAACAUUUAAUCGUCACAACUAACUAGACAUACCCGGAAGUUGCAUCAAAAUAGCAAGUUUGUAGAAAAUCCACGUGUGGUGGAGUAUUGUUGCAGUUGAAAAUGGCUAAAAAUGGAAAGUUCAAUAGGCCUAAAGGACCUAAACACAAACCUGGAUCCAAAAAGAGGGAAAAUAAGUGUAUAGUCAUGUUCGAUGAGAAAAACCGACAGGAGUAUCUGACUGGUUUCCACAAGAGGAAAAACGAGAGGAGGAAAGCAGCCGUGGAGGAGAUAAAGCAGAAGUUGAAGGAGGAACAGAAGAAAGUCAGGGAAGAUCGACACAAAGAGUACUUGAAAAUGCUGCAAGAACGACACGAAGCUCUUGAUGAUGCUGAGGAUGAACUGGAGGAUGCAAUCACUGGGACCACAGAAUCUGUUCAGUAUGACCAUCCAAACCACACAGUUACCGUGACGACCAUCAGUGACCUUGACCUAACCAGGUCUCAUCUUUUUGGUGGGGAGACGCAUCAGAAUGAAGAUAACAGCGAUGCAGAGGAUGGCGCUGAAGACAAUGAUGCGGUGAAGUCACUCCCUAAGACAGCUGGCCAGCCUCUCCUAUCGAAAAAGAUCAAGUCCCUGACGGCCUCGCUCAACAUGUUCAGCAAGAAGCCGCAGAAGAAGAAGAGGAAGGGGAAGCAGGAAGACGGGGGACGAGGCCGAGCCAGGGUGCCCGACAGGAACUUGACUGGCAGCAACAACAAGAAGCGCCUGGGCAAAACCACCAAGACCCAGAGGCGCAGGCGGACGGGCGGCAGGAAUCGGAACCAAGAUUAAAACGUGUGUGUGUGUGAAUCAAUUAUUUGUGGACUAUUGGAAGACCUGCCAGUGAACUUCCUUUGAUGGACUGAGCUUUCUUUUAAUAUACACGUGUAUGUGUCUCUGUGUUUCUCAAAUGCAAGAAUAUCGACUGUGUUCAUGAGAAAGGUGUUAAGAGAUUAGAAGUUGUUGAUUUUAGUGUUUGGUUGCCCGUUUUCUUACCUGAACCACACAAGUUCAAACUUGCAUACGCCAGUACAGAAGGGAUUGUUUACUGCCCGCCACAGCCCUUCAUGUGUGGUGAAGAUGAGUACCCAUUUGACCCUUGCCAGGAAAGUGUCAGUGUCAUUGAUUGAGGAUCACUGUGUUUGCGUCUUUGCUGUACAGAAAAUUUUUGUAUUUUACAUGUUUGUUGACCUUGAAUAGUGUACAUAGAAAUGUAAUGCCGUACAUGGAAAAUAAAGCGUAUUAUUUGUA